Strigops habroptila (Kakapo) is the source of this 6492-nucleotide messenger RNA. RefSeq names its product zinc finger AN1-type containing 3 (gene ZFAND3). The transcript has 7 exons. The coding region runs from base 233 to 943 and encodes 236 amino acids. NCBI's taxonomy places the organism in Eukaryota, Metazoa, Chordata, Aves, Psittaciformes, Psittacidae. The record is from RefSeq and is a predicted model, not a curated record. Gene Ontology annotation, molecular function: DNA binding; zinc ion binding.
GGUCGUCACAGAAGCCGCCGGGCGGGAGGGGCCGCCGCAGAGAGCUCCGCGCUGUGUCUCCGCUCCCCGGCGGGCCCGACCGGUAGGGCGCGGCCGCCCCCCUCCCGCGGCCGCCCCUCCACCACCUCCCCAGUGGUGUCUCCCGGCUCCAGCUGACCGGCCUGGAAUCCCGGCUGGGAGCCCCGCGCCCCCCCCGCCCGCCGCUGCCGCCGCCCCGCGCACCGGCCCCACCAUGGGAGACGCUGGCAGCGAGCGCAGCAAGGCGCCCAGCCUGCCACCGCGCUGCCCCUGCGGCUUCUGGGGGUCCAGCAAGACUAUGAAUCUCUGUUCCAAAUGCUUUGCUGAAAAAAGAAAUCCACACAACGAAAAAGAUUUCCAGAAGAAACAGCCAGACGAUGACUCUACUGCCAGCACAAGCAACAGCCAGUCAGAUUUGUUCUCUGGAGAAACGAACAGUGACAACAGCAAUACCUCUCUAACCACGCAGGCCGCUAACUCCAACCAGCAACUUUUGACAGAACUGAAUGUAACUUCACCGAGCAAAGAGGAAUGUGGGCCAUGCACAAGUACAGCUCAUGCCUCGUUAACCACACCAACCAAAAGAUCUUGCAACUCAGAUUCACAGUCGGAGAGUGAGGCUUCUCCUGAGAAACGGCCACGGCUACUGGAUGACAGUAAUGACAGGCCUGAAGAAACCAGUCGAUCCAAACAGAAGAGUAGACGCCGAUGCUUCCAGUGCCAAACAAAACUGGAGCUAGUACAGCAGGAACUGGGAUCAUGUCGCUGUGGUUAUGUGUUCUGUAUGUUACAUCGCCUGCCUGAACAACAUGACUGCACAUUUGACCACAUGGGACGUGGGCGUGAGGAAGCCAUUAUGAAAAUGGUGAAACUGGAUCGGAAAGUAGGGAGAUCUUGCCAACGCAUUGGCGAAGGAUGUUCCUGAGUGCAAGACUGCAACCAAAUGCUGUUCUCUUAGUUCACUAAUGUUAGCCUUAUUUAGGACAAAGUCAGCCAGACACCUUGUACUAGGCAAGUUUCAGACUACAGCCAAUCAGUUUCCUUUCUUUAGCCAACCGUCCUGGUACUGUAGUUUAGGGGUUGAUGGUGGUUGAAAUUGAUUUCUGGCUGGUUACUAAGGUGCCUGCUAGCCACCGUAUAAAAAUAAAACAUGAAGAAAUACUAUUUUUGAGCAUGGCUAGUGGAUUUAAACAAAACAAGAAAAAUCCAAAGGCUUCUGUUAUUGCUGGAGUCACUCUAAAAGCCUUACGCUGGAAACAUUCCAGCUGCAGAGUUAAAACAAAUAGUUGUAUAGAAGCUGGUGUAAAAGUUUGCUAUGCACAUGGCUUUCGGACAAACUGUUUAAUGUGCAGCCUUUCACCUCUUCACUGCUAGUGAAUCCUGAGGAGGUGAAAUACUACUAAGAGCAGCAAUCGCAGCUGCUUAAGCCCAGAAGACCUGACUGGUCACUCGUGCCUUCAUCGCGUGUGGCUUUUGAGUUAGGCAGUGUCACCAGCAUCAGGGAUUCUGUUGGGGUAGGAACAUCUUUCUGGUUCUUCCCAGGAAGCCAAAAAGAAGGGGACAGAGAUUCUUAUGAAAAAUUUUUAUAUCUAUCUUACUAUAAAGAACCUAUCAGGGUUUUUUUUCUUUUUUUUUGUUGUUCUUUUUUUUGUUGUUGUUGGGUUUUUUUCCUCUUUCUUCUCAGUUAAAUUAUGACCUCACUUUAAAGCCACCUCCAUCCCAGAACAGUAAAUGGUGCAUACUUUUUACAUGGCAUCCAGAGAUACUAUGAGUUGUGUGAACAGAUUCCACAUACCUUGAGCAGUGCAGCCAUUCCCACUGGCCGAAACCUGAUUGGCUCUCGUUUGCCUUUUGCUAAGUGCAGGUAUCUGAUAAUUGAUCAAAUAAGGCUAAUUCACAGCACAGUAGCCAUGGCUGGAUUCUACAGACUGACUUUCUGUAGCUAGACUUAUAUAUUGGGGGGAAAAAAAAGGACAUUUUGUAGCAAACGGAAUUCAGUAACAGUAUUGGGGAACAACCGGUAAAACACCCUUUAUCAGAUUGAGUUUGUGUUCCUCGCUUCCAGAGUGUCAAUGAGAUAAUCAAAUGGGCUCCACCAGCCCUCUUUCUAUGCAGCUGAACGCACUCAUGAAAAUCUCUGCCCGCAUCUAUUGCAAAGCAAGUAUAGCAAGUGAAUGUGAAAAGCAUUACAUGGAGUAGAAUGUUUUGGAUUUGGUUAGACCUAUGAUUCUGUAUUACAGUAUGUCACGUUGAGCUGAGCUGAACUGAAUCGCACCAGUCUUUUCAGUUUGGAAGAAAAAAAAGCAAACAUAAUUGGCAUGUCUUCUGCUGCACACAGGGUUUAUGCAGGUAAAAAGGAUUUGUACCCGUAUGGCCCAGCUUAAUCCCGACUGAAUUCAGCUUCUCAGCCUAUAUUAGUAAGGUGUUAACAAUCAGGUAAAUUUGUAAAGAAAACCUGAGGGAGGGAAAGAUUUUUGUCUCAUCUUCAAAUCCUGGGCAGAUAUAAAACAUCAGAGGGGUGAAGUAAUGUACCACUUGUAAAAACCCCAGCGUUUUGAGAGUAAGCUUGGAUGAGUCAUCUUCCAUUCUACUUGUUACAGGUAACUAACUCCUUAUAGGCCAAAUUAGAUUGUUACUUUGGUAGCCAGCUAGGAGCAUUUAACAAGGAGACAACUAAUUUAAAUAAAAAAUUAUAUAUUUUCAUCUCCACACAUACACACUCAGCAUCUGACUGUAUUAGCAUUAAUUAACCAUGAAGCAAAUCAGAAGUGCCCCAUCGUAUCAUUAUAAAAUGCAAACUAUCCAAAAGGCAAGCUGGUUUCUUAUUACUGGUAUUAGUCAAGAAAAUAAAACCAGCAGCAAAACCUUCUGUAAUGUGCUGCAUUUUCAGGCAAUGGUCUUGGUGAGAGGGACUGUCCAAGGAUAUUAUUUACAUUUGCCAUGAGGAGUUUAAGAAAACAUGGAUUUUGGUGGCUGCUGUGAUACGCACUUUCUUUUCCUACAAAAUCCUACCAUAGCGUUUGAUGGGCAUUCUGAUUGACGCAUAAGACUUUUCUGCAUUAAUACUGAAGAUGCUAUUUUGUUCCUCCUUAAUACUCUCUUUAAUCUCGUCGCAAGUGCACAGAUGGUUUCAAGGUGGCUCUUGAGAGAACACUACUUAAAAGUUCAUGUAAAUUAUGGACAAUGUUCACUUUAAACAAAAAGUUGGGGCGGGGGUUGUUCCUUUGCAGUAUCUGUUCUGUGAAGUUUGUUAAACGUAAAGAAAGCUUAAGUUCUUGUAUCUUAAAAGAAGAUCUUAUUUAACCCUUUUGUGUUCUAGAUUUACUUACACAUGUAGCCUAGACCUCAGUUUUAGUUUAACAUUGUGAAAAUAUUAAAAGGAUCUUGUAACUUUAUUCUUUUUCCUCAUGCUAAAAAAAAAAAAAUUAAACCAAUCAGAUUAAAGUUUGAAUUCCUUUCUGCCUAUUCCAACAGGUCUUGCUAUUUUGCACCUUUUCUCCUGCAGGUUUAUUUAAGAAAUACAAAUGGGGAAAAUACCAACAUUAGGUCACUAACUUCAAGCUGAAUUUACAACUGAUGGAAGGUGGACAGUAUUUUCUGCCAGUUUGGAAGGGGAAAUUAAUCUUUCUGCUGGGUUUCAAGUUUAGUCAUUUAUUUUGUAAGCAAAUCUGGCUAAAUCUACUGUAGCCAAUUCGGUCAAUUUAAUUUUGAGGUUAGAUACAGAAAUCAAAUGAACUGUUUUCAUUUGAUUCGUACUCUUAAGACAACUGCGUACUGUACACUUAUCUCAUUGGCAUCAAAGUUCUAAUGUCUUAAAUGUUCUUUCAUGCAUUUUGACAACUUCUUCAUCUAGAGGAGCUAUAUUCCAAAUCAUAAUGGGCUGUAUUAAUAAUGGAUAAGUAGAGGAAUAACUUGUUUCUUAAUCAUUUAGAUGCUAGAAAUACAAGGCUCAUUAAAACAAUGGAUUGUAUUAGAGGAAGAGAGAAUAUCAAGAUAAUUAUUUAAAAACAAUUUCGAAAAUUGUUGGGUAUUGAAAUUGGGCCCAAUUCAUGGGAUAUGUACAUGGGAUAAGUACACCCAUUUUUUUUCCAAAUUCAUAUGGUAUUUUCAGUUAUAAAACUGUGAUUCUUGAACAAGAUGGCUGUAUUAAGUAAAGGUAAGUUACAUAAAACAACUGUGCCUUUGCAUCAAAUUUCAGGCCUACAGCUGGGUGUGAGCCAAGGCUUCAAAGAAAAGUAAGAACUGCCAUGAAGGUUGCUAUGCCAGUGCCUGUCUUUAACUGCACUGGUUUCUGUCUUGAAGCAGUUUAGUGUCUUCAAUGAGAAGCAACGUAACUGUAAACUGAAGUACCUGAGAACAUGAACUCCUCUUCAGUAGCGCAGAGGCAACACCCUGAGAAGAGUCCUGGUGCAAUUAUAGCAAUCUGAAAGUAAUAUUUAACUGCUUUAUUUACUCCGUGAAAGGUGAUAAAUACCUUCAAAACUUGAAUUUUGCAUGGCUUUCUUCUUUUGGACAAACUGUAGUCUCCUGGCCUCGUGAACACAAUGUCCUGUUUAUAUUAACUUUGUACUCAUUGUGGUGUUUAGUUCAUUCUAGUCCUAGCAGUUCCUUCUGUGACUAUGCUACAGCUUAGAUAUAAAUCUCUAAAGGAUAAAAGCGCUUUUUUAAAACUCUUACAAUGACUAUUUCAGUACAAAGACUCACCAGGGAAGAAAACUGAUGCUACCGGUGUCAUAAAAAUACAAGUUUUAUACUCAAGAAAUGCACCAGUGGAAUAAUUGACAGCACCUAUGCUCACAGUUGAUGUGUACACAGUUAAGUGCCCAGACGAAUUAACAUUCUCUUUGUUGUAGUGUAGUUACUGGAAUUGUCAGUCAUCAGUGCAACAGCAAAGAGAAGGCCUAAUCAAAAGUAAUCUCUUAACGUCACACUGAGAUUGUAGCCAAUGCAUGCUGGAAGUAAAUCUGUAUGCUCCUGAGAACUUUUACACCUAGAAAACUAAUGGCAAUGUUUAAGACAACACUACUUUACUUAAAAUGACCUGUAUUUACUGGCACCAGAUGUUUAUUUCAUCACUCAAAUACCUGAUUAGAAUUCUGCACACAGAACAAAAAUAAUGCAAGCAGUAGUAAACCAUGGUUCACCAGAAAAGCUGAUGGGGCAGGAUCUGCUUUAUAAGAAUACAGUCCCUAUGUAACCAGCUCAUAAUCUUACCCUUAGCUGAGACUGUGUCUGUGCAUACUUUGCUACACAAAGGAACACACUGAAAAAACUGUUAGAAAGUAUUCACAAUGCACACUUGACAUGGUGAACUUGGGCAGUAGUAGGCUUUCUCUCUCACGAUCAGCAGCUUUUCCAGGAGAACAAACUUCAAUGCUGCUGAAAAGAGUCACUCUUAAAUAACAGUUAUCAAAGACAUCAGUGAUAACAACAUACUUUUCUUUCUCUUCCUAGUCUUGAUUCAUUUUUCUUUUUUCGUUGAGGCAGUCAGCAUGUGCAAGUGGGCAUUUGAAAGUAGUUCCACAUGAAUGUUGCUCUUUUUGGCUUUUCAGUACUCACCACAGGAAUGAAAAAAAAAAAAAAAGGCAUUAACUUUGUUCUUGCAAGCAGAUUAAAAUACAGACAUUGGUCUAUAGAAGUGAUAACCUCCUUGUGUAUUUUACUAUAGUGAUAAUGCUGUUUCUUCAAUUAACUGAAAUUUAAUGCAGACAUGAUUUACUUGUUCUGGAUGUUAGGCUAUGGGUUGUUUGAACUUCAGUUCUAUGAUAUUGUUCACAUACACCUUCCCAUAAACUCUGCAUACCUCAUCUUCCAAUCCAGAGUUGAGUCAGGAAGAAAGAAGGUGUGAAAGCAGGAGGCAGAGGAUGCAAAUUGACAAGUGCUUAGUGAUCACAUCCAUCUUCCUCUUCAAGUCAGCUCAGAUCAGAUCAUAAAAUGGUAAAGACACAAAUAUUUACUUGCCAAACAGCACCAACUUUUUUGACUCGGUACUACAGAAAACUGUUUUGCUUUAUCUUUGUGAAUAUACCUGUGUAGAGUCAGUUCUGCAACAUAUGAUGUUAUAUGCAAGGACUAUCUAAUUAGAAACCAUUUUUGAGGGAUUAUUUAGUAAUAACUACAUAUUUUGCUAAAGGACCUUCCUAUUUUGCAAUAUGCUAUUUUCUUCGGAAGAAAAAUAAGCAGAACUUUAUAAGACUAACUGUAAAUGAUUUCAAAUUCAGCACAUGCAUCUGAAGCAGUAGGAAAAGAUUACUGAAAUUUAUAUAUAGUUUUUAAAAAUUACUGCAUCCUCUAACAACAGGGGUUUGUUCUUCAGAUAGUAGCAAGUGUUGAUGGCAAUGGUUUAACCAUAAGCAGAAUGUUCCUUCUGCUAAGUUUGUGCAAAGCUAAUAACACACAAUAGGAUGCUGUGAGUUAAUAACUUGCAGCACAGUGCAGUGACUGUGUAAGUAAUGAGAAUAAAAUUAUAGAGAC